Suillus clintonianus is the source of this 374-nucleotide messenger RNA. RefSeq lists its product as uncharacterized. The coding region runs from base 44 to 274 and encodes 76 amino acids. NCBI's taxonomy places the organism in Eukaryota, Fungi, Basidiomycota, Agaricomycetes, Boletales, Suillaceae. The transcript is spliced from 2 exons. The record is from RefSeq and is a predicted model, not a curated record.
AGUAAGUGCUUCUUCACCUCAACCUUUACUCUACCAAAACCAAAUGAAUUCCAGCUCAGGACCUCUCGCUGACCACGUUGUUGCAUACCCGCCCGCAGCUCAUGCUGUCCCGAGAGGAAUUGUCUCCUCCCAACCGUCUUCAUCAUCCAUGUUGUUGUAUCCAUCUCCACAGGAAGAGGAGAAAACACACUCGCCGAUGCGUUUGAGAGGCGGUUGCAUUCCUUGCCCUGGCGGAGGAAUGUGCUUCAUCAUUCCAUGCCCAUGCUGUUGUUGAGACUGAUUAAUCACCUUGACGCGCAGUACGUUCAAAUGGCAGAGGGUUUGUGGUCAUCAGUGUCUCGAGUUUCGACUAGACUCGUGGCCAGCCUGGCGUA